UGCGUUCCAACAAGACACGACGCAAGAGGGUGGAUAGACCAAAUUUGUGGAGGUUCGGGGGCAGUUGUACACCACGAAAAUCGGCCAGGGUCUGUAUCAGCGGUAAUGGCGGCACACCACUGGGAGUUACUGGGGGAACUGCGGCGGCAGAUCACAGAUCUGGAAAAUGCCAUCUCUCGCAUCAACUCAGUCAAGAGGAACCUACAGGCAAACUCUGCUGAGGUGAAGUCGCAGGUGCAUGCUGCGAUCAGCCGGCAGCUGGAGGCCCUGCGCAGCCGCGAGGUGUGGCUGCUGAACCAGGUGGAGACCCUGCAGCACGCAAAGGAGGACAUCCUACAUGGACAGCAGACACAGCUCAGCGAGGCCCUGGGUGAGGCUCGUAACUGUGCCGACCAUGUGGAGGGCUGUCUGCGAGGAGACCAGGAGGAGAACUGUGACUCGGCCUGUAUCGAGAGGGUCCUGGCAGACAACCUCAACAAGAUGAAGGAGUUGAACAUGGAGCCAGAGGAGACCUCCUGUGUAGAAUUCUCGGCAGACACCACCUGCCUGCGGGAGUCUAUCCAUCGCUUCGGCCGUGUGGACUGUAAGAACCCACGAGCUGAGGACCUGGUCUUCAGUACUGCAGGUCUGAAGGCGGCCAGCCUGCCCUCCCCGUUUGAGGAGUACGGAGACCAGGAGCACCACGUGUUGUACAAGACUGUGGAGGAUGCACGCAGGCAGCAGGGACAGGAGGUGGUGUACCAGGCGCCUCUCCCUGACCUGAGGAAGGAAGACUGGCUUGCUCGUGGACCAAUCACAACUCAGCCGCAGAGGAACAGCGAGCAACAGGACGGCGCUUCUUCCCGCCCCAGGUUCGGCUCGCUGGGGAAGGUGAACAUCUCCGCGGCGCCAAUGUGUAUCCAGGACUGGCUGCUUCAGAUCCGCCACGAGGACGGGAACGGGAGCCACGGGGCGUCCGCAGAGGAAGACGGCGACUUCGUCAUGCUGGACGGGAAAAUCUCCUGCUCCCAGUCCGCCACGUCGGAGUCAAUCGAGAUGGUUAGUACAUCCGACGUGCUGGCGCCGUCCGACUGGCUGGCGAGAGACGACAAGACCGCGGCGGGCAAGCCGUACGACGAGUUUCCUUACUUCGAGGACAUCAAGAAGAUGAAGGAUUGGAUCCUGAAGUACGAGGAGGGGGUGAAGUCGUCCGGUGGAUGCUGCUGCGCUUCGGACGUCUCCUCCGGUGCUGUGGAGAUCGAGAACCUGGGCCGACUGUCCUGCGCGAAGGCGGCGACGGUACACAAGUACUUCCGGGACGUCCCGUCCGCUAAGGAGGCGUGGCUGAUGAAGAACGUUCCGCGGGACGUCCGCACGCUCUGCCGCGCUAACGAGGUGUGCCCGUCCUUCAGCGACUGCCUCUGUGAUGACCAGAACUGCCAGCAGCGGGCUUCGUUUGACCCCGGCCACGUCGGCCAGUACGUCCAGCAAGCCUCCAGUAAGAUCACCGACUGGCUGCUGAAGCCCAAGAACCCCUCUCUUCAAAAGGAGUUGGAUGAGUCGCCCAUCUUCACCUACUUCCGAACCAUCAUGUCCGACCCUGCCUAUUGGCUGGCCGCGGGAGCGCCGAAAGCCGCCUCCGAGCCCCCAAAGCCGUCUCCAUUCGACAACGCCUUCGCUGCUAUCACAGCCCAACCCUGUAGCUACUGGCUGGCCCACCGUGGGGAGCCCAACACGAACAAGGGCUGCCCUCACUUCUCCUUUAAGGAUGAAGGCACCAAGAACUGGCUGCUGCCCACGGAAGGAAAGGAAGAAGACUCGACCCCCACCCCACUCGUUGCCUGUGUCGUUGGCGGCUUCAAGCAGAUUGAAUCCCAGCCGAAGAGCGUUUGGCUCGCAAAGAAAUGUCCAGCAAGUCAGCCCGGCAAGCCGCAGGGCCCAGAUGCAGUACAGUUUGUCCUGGAUGGUUUGCAGCAGCUGCUGAUACAGCCCAAAGAGGCCUGGCUUGCACGUCCGGCUAAUGAGGUUGGCAGCACCCACGGAAGCACUGUAGACAACAAGGGAUGGCUGCACAGGGGAGGGGAAGAACACCAGCUUCCAGAAACAGCAGAAACGGCAACGGAAGAAGAGCUAGGGUUUGAUCCUGAGAAUGCGUCAGUCCAGAUGGCACUGGGGGGCCUGGAACAGUUCAUGACCCUGGGCAAAGAGGCGUGGCUUGACCGCGGAGCGAAGAAACUCGCAGUAGAAAAAGAGGAGGCCACAACAACCGACACAGACAACACUACAGAAGAAGAAGAACAACUAGGAUACAACCCAAACAACCCAGCAGUGCAGACUGUCCUCGGGGGUCUGAAGCAGUUCGAAACGCUCGGGAAAGAGGCGUGGCUGGAAAAGGGGAGGGCCAGUCCUUCUACAACCGAGACCAAGAAAGCCGGCCGCUCAGCCAAGGUGGACAAACUCAUGAAGGAGGUGGAAGAAAAGGUGCAAGACGACUACGACCCUGAAAAUGAGAUGGUCAAGGUCGUUCUUCAAGGGUUCGAGCGUAUCCACGCCAAGAGGAAGGAGGAAUGGUUGGACCGAGGUGACCGUGAGGCGACCAGGAAGAGCAAAGCAGGGCCUUCGGACGCGUCCGUCAACAAGUCUCCCUGGCUGCUACACAGGAAGGAAGAGGGGAGCGUCCAGUCCAACAGUGAUGCAGUGAAGUUUGUCCUGGGAGGACUCAGUCAGAUACACAACAUGGACAACAAGAACUGGCUGGACAGGAGUGGUGAGGCUCAGCAGCCUGUAGUGAAGAACAGCUGGAUGUGGAGGCGUGACCAGGACCUGGCCCAGUGGCUGGCCAAACCUGCCUCCAAGUAGUGAGAACCAUGCUGCAACUGGCCAGAUGGUCACACCAUGGAAACCCCACCUACACCAUGUUAUCAUCUGUAAUUUACUGUCAUUAUAUCUCUAUGGCAACCAUACAUGUAGUUGUCCACAUCUGCUGUCAGUCGCCAUGGUAACAUGUUACCAUGGAUACCAGUGCUGAUGUCAGGCACUGCUGCUUUGCUGCUUUAGCACUUAGGUAGAAAAAUUACGCCAAGAACAUCUAGAACAUUCUCUUUUUAAAGAAUACCUGGUGCUUAUUAUCACACGGAGUAAUUCACACAUCAGUAUUUAUUAUGCUAUGAUUGAAGUGCAGUGUUCUAGCCAGUGUCCAAAUUUCCUUCAUUUCUCAGACUUUUGCCAGACAAAAAAUUUGCCCAUCCUGACAGCUUUGACAGACAGCUAUCAGCGUGUAAAGAUAUGGAAAGAGAUGUCAUCAAACUAAGCUUUGUCUACAAACAAAAUUUGCCCCUCAAAAUGGAGGAAAUAGCAUUUCAGAGGGUCAAGAUUUCAAAAUUUUCCCAGGGGAGCAUGCCCUAAGUAGGGUGUUGCACCUUCAGUACUCAACAUGAAAAAAAUUGAGAUGACAGAAAAAAAAUUCAAGCUGGUUAGAACACUGGAUUGAAGGGUUUAAUGCAGUAAAGACACAUGUGGAAUAAUCAAAAAAUUGAUUAAAAUUUUAAAAGAUG
Branchiostoma belcheri (Belcher's lancelet) is the source of this 3533-nucleotide messenger RNA. Its product is annotated as nuclear receptor coactivator 4-like. Lineage: Eukaryota; Metazoa; Chordata; Leptocardii; Amphioxiformes; Branchiostomatidae. Gene Ontology annotation, molecular function: transcription coactivator activity. The record is from RefSeq and is a predicted model, not a curated record. The coding region runs from base 106 to 2838 and encodes 910 amino acids. Gene Ontology annotation, biological process: intracellular iron ion homeostasis; response to hormone. The transcript is spliced from 10 exons.